Rotaria sp. Silwood1 is the source of this 2200-nucleotide messenger RNA. Lineage: Eukaryota; Metazoa; Rotifera; Eurotatoria; Philodinida; Philodinidae. The record is from the annotation of a GenBank genome assembly.
UCCGAAUAUCACAUUUGUUUUGCCUUAGCAUUAUUCUAUGACAAAAAGGGUGUGGGUGUGGGUGUAAGUAUGAGGAUGAGAAACUAGAACACCCAUACUCACACCCCUACCACAUCCUCACCCAUACCCACACCCUCAAGAUAGGAUGGUUUCUCGUGAUAAUACUAAUGAGCUGAUAUUCUCAUUGAGUGUACAAGUCGCUUUAUGUAGAUCUGUUGCUGUAGAUGACAAGAGAAAGUCGAGUUCGAGUUGGAAUAGCGAGAUGUUUAGAUGAGUAAUGAGCUCAUGAAAUUCAAGGAUUCCAUCGAUGUUGAAGGGAACUAGGAGUCACUCAUUUUAUUAUGUUUGAAAAUAAAUCAUGUAUUCAUUCUUUUCAUGUGCGAAUAAUCGAAAUUCUUAUCAUAGAAAAACAAAUUGUGAAAUGAUUGACGAUUGUCUGAAAUAGAGUCUUAAAUAAAAUUCUCGUUUAUACUUGAAUAUUUUGAUAUUUCUCAAAUACGAGUUAAAUAAUGGAAUGCUUAAGCUUAUUUUCAAUCAGAAAUCUUCGAAGUAUUGACGAAACACCACAAAUUUGUUCGAAAUUUGAACCUUGUCAGAUAUAGUUAACCAUAGCCUAGUUGUAAAGAUUGCAGUUUUUUGCACUUAGAGUAGUUUCUGACUAACAGUAGUACAUGGAGAACUCUUUUUUGCUAAGUUCUUCACUUUUUAUGAGAGAAGUCGUGAGAACACACACAUCUUAUUCGAUCGAUAAUAUAUAAUGAAUAGAAAAAUGAAAACUGAAAGCGGCCUUUAACAUUCUGGAUGGAUGUGAGUGUAGAUAAAGCAAGGAUCCAUACCAGGGUGUGGGUGUGGGUGUGAGUUUCAAUGUUAUCUUCUGGUAUAUUCGCACCCGCACCCAUCUGAUUGUAAAUACAGUGGAGUGCAAAAAAAAGAAUUGUUGUAAUAGUCUUAAAACUAUCUACAUAGGAUAAGUGAAAGUUAAGCAUGAAAGUGAUUUAUACGUACAUGUUUAUUGAAUGAGAGAUAUGUGUAUAUUUACAUUGAACGACAAAAUAACCGAGAUGUUAUUGAAUAAAUAGGAGUUCAUAUUUUAAUAAUGUAUGGGAGAAAUAUUUUAUAUAAAAUCAAUAUUUUCUUUCAGUUAUUGAUCGAUUUUUUACAUAUCAGCAACAAUUGAGAUUGAUCUCGUGGUUGCCCGUCAUACUUAACUAACACAACGUUGCUGAGAUCUACCAAAGAAGCAGCAAGGCUAGCAAAAUCAUUCUGAGUACCGAUAGCUUCAUUGAAAACUACCUUUAGCUCCAGCAGCGUAUAUCAUUGUUCCAUAUUUUAGCUACAGAUUUAAUCUAUCAAUAGAAAAGAUCAGCACUAGAGUCUGAUGGAAUCAAGAUUUUUGGUCAUGACUAUAUUUUUCUUUUUCUCGAAAUCUCUGAUCUGUGUCUUCGUGAUACACUAAAUGAUAAGCUAGACAGUGAAAGACUGGAACUGUUGUUCAAAUGUCAAGAUCUAACUAGAGUAUCACCAAUUAUUGAACGUUGUAUGCUUUCAUACUAUGGGUACGAAUAGAUUCCUUUGAAACUAAAAAAAUUCGCAAGAUUCACUGGUAAAUGAUUAUAAUCAUUUUUGUUGAAUUUUUUAUUUACUGAAAAGCAUUUUCGAAAAAAAUUAAUAUUAAUACUUUUGACCUGAAAUGUUGUCUAUAGAUAAAUCUAAUAGUCAUUGUAAUUCUUUGAGAAUUUCAACGAAAAUGAACAUGACUUUCUAUGUCUCACAGCUGUUUUUUUUUCAAAAUUAAAUAUCUCGAGAAAGACAUAUUUCUUUUCGUUGAAACUUUCAAGACAGUUUAAUAACUACUAGACCUAUCUAUAGAAAAGAAUUUAGAUUAAAAAUAUUUAUUUCAUUCUCUCAGAAAUAUCUUGCACAACGUGAAAACUUCUUCAUUGUCAUAAUAUGAAGUCACACUACCUAAAACUGCUAACUACAUUAGUCUAUUGCAUUUCACUAUAUUUAAACCAUCAAAUCGAUCCUUUUCAAAACUUAUAAAUAGUAGCAUGACUUGAUUUACAUUCAAUCUAACGAAUAUUUCUUUAUUUUUUAUUUUUUGUUAAGGAGUUUAGCUGAUCAUGAUAAAAAUGAUCGUUUAGCUCCAAAUGAAUUUGUUGUUGCAAUGCAUUAUUGUGAUAUUGUUGGUGCUGGUUAA